Molecule: messenger RNA, 1134 nt
Organism: Otolemur garnettii (small-eared galago)
Lineage: Eukaryota; Metazoa; Chordata; Mammalia; Primates; Galagidae
Gene: TTC9B
Product: tetratricopeptide repeat domain 9B
Exons: 3
Coding region: 305-1036 (243 amino acids)
Molecular function (GO): protein binding
Source: RefSeq, a predicted model, not a curated record
UUCCUAUUUUUUCCUCCAGGCUCAUCCUUUCCUUCUAGAAAUCUUCGAGAGCUUUGGUAUAGGGGAAGCGAGCAGGCGGGAGGAUGGGGAGAGUAAAGGAAAUGGUUAAGAGAGCAGCCAACUGAAGAUCUAGGGCUUGGACUGAUUCGAAGGUGAGCGUGGAGAGAGUCUUGAGGGGGUUCUCUAGACCCAUAGGGGGCAGCCAGAGUCGGUUGCCGGAGGUGCGGGGGCGGAGAAAGGGUGGGGACCAGCCCCGCGGGGGGCGAUGCGGUAGCUGCAGCAGCGGCGGCAGGAGUUUCCCACAAUGCAGCGCGGCGCGCUGUCCCCGGUGCUAAUGCUCAGCGCUGCCCCGGAGCCUCCGCCGCGCCCGCCUCCCGCCCUUUCCCCGCCGGGCCCGGGGCCGGGUCCCCGCCAUGGUUCGGGUCGUCCCGGUCCCGCUCCAGAGCCGUCGGGGGGCCUGGGUGCGGCACUCGACAGCAGCCUGCGGGCCGCCGUGGCGUUCAAGGCGGAGGGCCAGCGCUGCUACCGAGAGAAGAAGUUCCGGGAAGCCAUCGGCAAGUAUCACCGGGCACUGCUGCAGCUGAAGGCGGCGCAGGGGGCCCGCUCUGGCGGCCUGCCUACCCCCGCCCCCGGACCCACCAGCAGCCCUGGGCCCGCGCGCCUGAGCGAGGAGCAGCGGCGUCUGGUUGAGAACACGGAGGUGGAGUGUUAUGACUCUCUCACGGCUUGCCUGCUGCAGUCGGAGCUGGUGAACUAUGAACGCGUGCGCGAGUACUGUCUCAAGGUGCUGGAGAAGCAGCAGGGCAACUUCAAGGCCACCUACCGUGCUGGCAUUGCCUUCUACCAUCUGGGCGACUACGCACGCGCGCUGCGCUACCUGCAGGAGGCCCGCACCCGAGAGCCCACAGACACCAACGUCCUCCGCUACAUCCAGCUGACUCAGCUAAAGAUGAACCGUUGCAGCCUCCAGCGGGAAGACAGUGGGGCUGGGGCUGGGGCCGCAUCUGGGGCUGGGACUCGGGAUGUGGUUGGCUGAGGCAAGUGUAGGGGGACUGUCUCUACUCCCUCCCAUCUCACAUGUAACUUCCCCUAGCCCAUGUGUUCACUGGUAAAACACUUGUCACUGGUGACCAU